Molecule: messenger RNA, 230 nt
Organism: Medioppia subpectinata
Lineage: Eukaryota; Metazoa; Arthropoda; Arachnida; Sarcoptiformes; Oppiidae
Source: the annotation of a GenBank genome assembly
AUACACAAUUAGCGAUGAAUGAGAAGAAUGUGUUGACGAGCGCCGGGCUAUACAUCGAUGAGUCCAACAGAAUCCGUAUAAUAGACCCGGAAUUGUCUGAUAAGACCAUUGAAUUGAAGACCGAGAGCACGGAAUUCACUGAAAAGACACAACUGUUCCAGAAGAUUGUGGACAACUUCGUGGCAAUCAUUGAGAAUUUAGCCCAAAGGGUGGAAACGGAGAAAAUUAAA